Molecule: messenger RNA, 1383 nt
Organism: Penicillium odoratum
Lineage: Eukaryota; Fungi; Ascomycota; Eurotiomycetes; Eurotiales; Aspergillaceae
Exons: 4
Coding region: 1-1383 (460 amino acids)
Biological process (GO): transmembrane transport
Cellular component (GO): fungal-type vacuole membrane
Molecular function (GO): transmembrane transporter activity
Source: RefSeq, a predicted model, not a curated record
AUGUCUUCAUCUUCUUCUGCAGAUCUCGAUUCUGCAUUGUGCUCAACAAAGUCUGAUAGACAUCCAACCAGCACAGCAAGCGACAGUUAUCAAGCCUGUCGGGCGAAUACAUCGUGCAAGGAAAUCGAUCUAAAAGAUGGCAUGAAUGAAGAAGAUUUGCCUCCAGUUGAUGGAGGGGUUCAUGCAUGGCUAUUUUUGCUAGCCGCUACUAUGCUAGAAGCGUUGGUAUGGGGAUUUGCCUUCUCAUUUGGCAUCUUUCAAGACUAUUAUAGCGUGCACGAGCCAUUCAAAGGAUCUAAAAAUAUAGCUGUGAUUGGAACAUGUGCUAUGGGCAUUGCAUACUUACUUGCCCCUUUUACGAUCAUUAUGAUGAUAUUGAUUCCCCGACUCGCCCGCUGGGUUUCCACGGUGGGCAUUGGAAUUGUGUGUGUUUCCCUGGCACUCAGCUCCUUCGCCAAUAAUACGACACAGCUCAUUUUGUCACAAGGGGCUGCUUAUGGCAUUGGAGCCUGCUUUUCAUAUACACCGUCAAUUUUAUACAUGUCCGAGUGGUUUGUCAAGCGCAAAGGGCUGGCUUUUGGGAUUUCUCUGGCUGGAUCAGGGGUUUCUGGAGUCAUAUUUCCACCGCUGAUAGAAUGGCUUCUUGGUAAAUACGGAGUCGAAACAACUUUGAGAGUUUCUGCAGUGGCUUUGUUCAUUCUUGCUGUGCCGUUCCUCUACUGGCACAAACCUAGACUACCACCUCCAAAGAUUCCCAGCUACGACAGACUCAACUUCAGCUUUUUAUCCAGCAGAGUUUACAACAUAUACCAGCUUGGAAAUACCGUUGAAGCAUUGGGCUUCUUUCUGCCGACCAUAUACCUACCUACAUACGCCCGCAGCCUGGGCGCCAGCGAGAUUGUGUCGUCACUCACAGUCACGCUAAUUAAUCUAUCUUGGGUCUUCAGUUCCGUCAUCAUGGGAUAUCUUUCUGAUAGAUACCAUUGUACCACCUGCAUCCUCAUAUCGACGGUUGGCACGGUCUUAUCGGUGUUUUUCCUUUGGGGGUUUGCUACCAACAUCCCCGUUCUGUACCUAUUUUGCGUUACUUAUGGACUUUUGGCGGGCGGAUAUACAGCGACAUGGGCAGGAGUGGCACAGGAAAUUGGACAAGCGAAUCCGGGAGCGGAUGUGAGCGUCAUAUAUCCUUUCAUGGAAUUUGGCAGAGGGAUUGGGAAUCUGGUUAGCGGUCCACUCAGUGAAGCGUUGCUCAAGGCGGAUGAUUGGCAAGGCUCUGCAUUUGGCGUAUAUGGGAGUGGUUAUGGCACACUUGUUGUUUGUACAGGGGCAACGGCAUUGAUAGGUGGCGUAUCGAUCUUAGCACGGCAAUUUAACUGGGUAUGA